AUGAUUGCGAAGAAUGCGUAUAAAGAAGCUGUCACGCAAAAUUUUAGCGUGAUAUCUUAUAUUUUGCCUGAGUUAUACGACGAUGAAGUUCGAAUUUUGGCAGCCGCCAUUAAAAUCCGCCAUAUUGGAAAGUUCAAGUGUUCGGGAGUCUUUGACGUCAUAGUAACGACUAUAGUAAAAUUCGAUCAUGACGCGACUAUAGUAAAACUCGAUCAUGCCUUCGUAGGUAGGUAGGUAGGUAAUACUUUAUUUAAAAUUAACAGAAAGAAGAACACGCUAGCCCCAUCAACUCUAGGCUGGUUUCCAUGGGGGGCGUGUUUAGAUCUUAAAAAUCAUUAAAAGGAAAAUUUAAACUAAAUAUACUGUACACGUUACUAUAUACAAAUAAUUAGGAAGCAUGUCGCUGUCCAACAAUUGAUUUAAACGAAUGAGGCGACUCGGCCAAUUUUGCUUCGUUUGGGAGUUGAUUCCAGAGCAUAGCGCCGCUAUAUUUAAAACUUUUUUUAAGAAAUUUUCGUUUCGGUUUAGGAAUUGUUAGAUCAGUUGCUGUGUUUCGAAGAUGAUAAUUAGUUUGAUCUAUUUCUCUUCUCACGAAUGACCCCCGGAGACCUGGCGCAGUGUGGUCGUUAAGUAUUUUAUACAAUUAAUACUGACUUGGCACCAGACCGCCUAUUUUCAAGUGUAUCCCAAGAAAGCAUGUUGAGAAGAUCAGCUGAGCGAGUAUCAUAAUUAGCACCCGUUAGGACUCUUGCUGCACGAGACUGAAAUCUUUGCAACUUGUCUCUUAGCAACUUACCACAAGUGUCCCAAAGGGGGGAACAGAGCGUUGUGUUGUACAAGAUUGCAGCAAUACUUCUGACAAAAACGCGGGUAGAUCAUUGCAUAAGAGCCCAAAUGACGAAUCUUUGAGAAGAAUAUCGGUUAGAUUUGUGCAAACUAAGCACGCCAAUUUUUAUCCAAGCUCGCGGGAAAUUGGAUUCAUGAUUUGUUUGGACCAUUUUUCAACGGAUUGUUUUGAGCGUUUUUGGAUGGUUUGCAAAGACGAAUCAAACCAGAUUCUGUGCCUACUAUUUGGAGGAAAGCGCCUGCGCAACUAACAACAAGAGACAGGCGUAUGGUUUAGUCAGAUAUGAAUAUAUUUUUAAUAGCUACAUACAUAUUUACAUAAUCUGAUAAGUCCAGAUCAAUUAUAAAUUCACGCGACAAGUGUUGUUCUCAUAUUAUUGAAAAUAGGUUUAAAUUUUAAACGAGUUGGGCGAAACUGCAAACAAGACUGCUACAAACGAGGAUGAACCAUCGAGCUGUUUUUUCAAACUCCGUGUAAGCUCGCUGAUCAGUGUUCGGGAAUGUUGAUCAUAUUUUAUUGUAACAACAACACGGUAAUGUGAGAUGCCUUAAACUGCCCGUAAAAUCUCAUACCAAACUACAAGCUGUCUGUAGAAAACUGCGCGUAAGAACCUUUCAAAUAUAUAAUAUUAAAUAAAUGGGCGCGCACAAUAUGUUAAUGCUUGUUUAAUAACAACAUCGGCAUAGUAGGCAUACUUCAAUUCAGGUUGACAGCAAUGACAUUCACUGAUUCACACCUUAUAAAAAACGCAAAAUAGAAGUUCAGAGAUACGUUUUAAUUUAUUACUCCGGCAAAUAAGAACACAAACUUACCAAGACGAUACAUCAACAUGCAUGGCCUUCAAAACGAUUUUGUAACAUAUUUUCGAGCUGUUCGUCUUCUGCUACAGCUUCGUUGACCUCGUACUCGGCCACCUCUUCAGGCGAGGCAAGCGGCUCCAGCAAUAGUAUCAUCAAAUGGCAAAAAUUCACUGUCAAGUUCGCUUGAAUUCGCUGUUAUAUAUCACGCCCUUAAUCACAUCAAUUUAUCACCCAACGAGUCGAAUGAUAUCAACAAAGAUUGGAAGCAAUGGAAAGACCUCUUCCUUGGUGCCGCGACUGAUUAUAUUCCACUCAAAACCUUCAAACGGCGUAGCUCUCCUCCAUGGAUUGACGGUGAAGUUAGGCGUCUUCUCUCAAAGAAAGACUCGUGUAGAAAAAAGGCGAAACUUUCCUCAUCUGCUAAUCUCUGGGAAAAAUUCCGUGAUCUUCGACGUGCGGUCAAGACAUUAGUAAGAACCAAGCGAAGAGAGUACUUCCACAAACUUCCAUCUUUGCUAAAAUCGAGCAGUAAAAAGUUCUGGUCUGUCUUCAAAUCUACCUCGAAACAUUCUAACAUUCCCAGUAAAAUGUCGUGGACCCAACAAGAUUCAACUUCCUCCACAGCUGAAAACCCUGCCGACAUUGUCGACCUGUUAAACCGUUACUUCUACUCGGUGUUCAAACAUUCCGAUACUACUGACGACCAUUCCCCAUCUGUUGCUCCUGAUAACGACACGACUGAUCUUACCACCAUCGCAGACAUCUCGUUAACAGAAGAGGAAGUAUGUGUUGUACUCAAAGCACUGGAUGAAGCCAAAGCCACCGGCCCCGACAAAAUCCCAGCGUUACUGCUGAAGAACUGUGCAGUUAACAUCAGUUCAUCUCUAUGCCAGCUGUUCAACAAGAGCUUAUCUUAUGGAAUUCUGCCGUCCGAAUGGAAGCUGGCCAACAUCAGUCCAAUUCCAAAAAGAAACCCUAUUCAUGACGUAACCAACUACAGACCAAUAUCACUGUUGUCAUUAGUUUCGAAAGUGUUUGAACGCUGUAUAUAUAAUAGACUUAUAGAACACGUAUACGGUCAAAUUUACGAACUGCAGUACGGUUUUCUCAGGAGCAGAUCUACAACAUCGCAGCUGCUACACAUUCUUCAUCAAGUUCUUAACGUACUUGAGCAAAAAAACCAAGUUGACAUUGUCUACCUGGACUUUGCCAAAGCUUUUGAUAAAGUAAAUCACGAUCUAUUACUGGUGAAGCUUCACAACUUCGGUACAAGAGGAAAUCUUCUUCGUUGGUUCAGAGACUUCCUUUCUGGGAGAUUCCAGAGAGUCACUGCGCUUGGUGUUACAUCAAAACCACUUCCAGUUCUAUCAGGUGUUCCCCAGGGAUCAAUUCUUGGGCCACUUCUAUUCAUAAUUUACAUCAAUGAUCUCCCGAAAUGUGUCUCACACGAUACUACCAUGGCAAUGUUUGCUGACGAUACCAAAUGCCACCGUCCUAUUAAAAAUUCCCAAGAUAAGGUAACCCUUCAAUCCGACCUGGACAACAUUACCAACUGGUGUCACAAGUGGAAAAUGGAGUUAAAUCAAAGUAAGUGUGGAGUGUUACAUCUUACAAGAUCUCGUGAACCAACCAUCACACAGUAUACGGUGCUUGGUACCCCAGUUAUCCGACCUAACAGUCAGAAAGAUCUUGGCAUAUCUAUAACUGGUGACCUCAAAUGGAACAAGCAAGUGCAGGAGAUUUCGUCGAAGGCCAACAAGAUGCUGGGUUUCGUGAAGCGAACAACAUACAUGAUUGGUAACCAAUCGGUCCGCAAGGCACUCUAUCUGACUUUGGUUCGCAGUCAACUGGCGUACGGUUGUCAAGUGUGGGCACCCCAGACGGUCAGCAACAUUCUAACCAUCGAACGUGUUCAGCGCCGUGCCACCAAGUUCAUCCUAUCUCUGCCAUACCAAACAGAUAUCUCGUAUAAAGAAAGAUUGCAGAUCCUUGGCAUCAUCCCUCUAUGUUACUGGCACGAAUAUUUAGACAUCAUUUAUAUCUUUAAAAGUCUCAUAAAUGACUCUGACAGUAAUAUCUCGGUCAAAGUUUCAACACGAGAAACAAGAAGAGCAAGUAAUGGAACUUUCCUAAAUGUGAGAAAGUGCAGAACUGUCAACUACCAGAGCAGUUUUUAUAUUAGAGCCGCGAGCGUGUGGAACACUCUUCCUCGUUAUAUUAGAGACACAACUAAGUCUAUAGGAUCAUUCAAAACAAUACUACGCAAGCACUAUAAAGAUCUAACGGACAGUGUUUUCAACCCCGAUGACCCGAGAACUCUUAAGUCAGUUUGUGUGAAAUGUCACACAAGUCGUCCUUUAUGGAACUUAUUAUCUAGACCAUGUUGUUAGGUCAAUCGAACCUUAUAUAGUGAUCCCUUAUUGCGUGUGCCAAAUGCAAUUACCAUAAUGCUAUAAUGAAUAUUACUUUAUCUUAUGGUUCAACUCCAUGUACGAGACUAUGAGUAUAGCAUUUUGGCGGUUGUGGACGGUGUGCGUGAUAGGGAAAGCAGUCAUUAAAUUUUAAUAUAGCUUGCUCGAUACAUAAACAAUCUUAACAGCUUCAAAUUACUCUAGUACUUCAUUCACAAGUUCAGAAUUUCAAAUAGGAUCUCAUGUCGUUGUCUUAUCGUUGUUUGUUUCAAUUUGUGGCCUGUUAAUUUGUUUAUCUGUUUAUUAGUAUGUCUAAUAUCUGUCACGCCAUAGUGUAAAUUAUUGUUAUGUUUAUGUAUGUUGUGGAACCCCGUUAUUGGAGAUUUUAUCUCUGUGUGGUCAUUCCAGCCAUUGUGUGUAAUUUAUAGUUAGUUUAUAUCUUUAAAGUGCUUAUGUCACAAAAAAUGUUUUUUGAUAUUUGAUAGAGGACAAAAAGUUAGUUAAUAGGUUCUUUAACAUUUUUCGGUUUUCUCUUUUCAUUCGCGAGAUACGAGGCUCUAAACAGCGAUUUUCGUAAAAUUGUCGCGUAUCAACAAGAGUCUGGGACGAGCGUGGUGUGACGUAGCUUAAGGGACUUAAUUUCGACGCGCAUUAUACAUUUGAUAUAUUUUCCAGCAUGUCAGGCAGUAGCUCGGAUUCGGAAAGCACUCAUAGUUCUCAAUGUGACUCAGAAUACAAUUAUAUUCCUGGAUAUAUUAUAGAGGAUGAAUCAAAUGAUACUAGUCACGAAAUUGGAACUCUAGAAGCAGUUGAUAGCGAAAUUUUAGGCGAUUAUGAUGCAUGCCUUUAUGCCGAUGAACCGCUAGCCGGCGAAGAAUGGUACGCACGAUAUUUCAGAAAUUCAGCAGAACACAAGCAACAAAAAGAGAUGCUACAGCGAAGGUUAGAUGGCCUUGAAGAUAUUAAAUUAUGGUGAGUGUAAACAUAGAUUUAUUUUAACAUUUUAACGUAAAAUAUAAAGUAUCUCUGGCUAUAAUAUAUUUUGCGGGAUACAGGCUCAUAUGGCAUCAGUCACAACAAAGAGUUAAAACCACACUUCCCUCACCUUCGCAAGAAAAUACAAGACACGAGAUCAAAGAAAAUAUAAACAGACUGGUUCAGAGCAAAUUACGUAUAUAUUCUUGUUUGAAGCUACAGUGUUUAUGUGAUCACGUUUAUUUAAUACGAACGAUUGAACGAUUGUAUUUUCUCGCAAGUUCAAUUCUUAAAGCCCAUUUUUCCAAACAAAUAGGUCUGAAUCCCGAGUGUAGAGUGAUACAGCACGGCGGCUGUGGCACAUCUUCUAAAACGAAGUUAUCCUUCAGAACAUCCCUACAAGAUUCCAUCUCCUGAUAGCACCAAGCUUCGUGUGUACAUUGUAUAUGUAUCAUCACACAAUCGCCGCAUUUACACUUAUGAAAUAUGAUACAGGUGAGGGUUUGAUGUGACUGAUGCCGUAUCAAAAAUAUAUCAGCCAGAGAUACUUAUUUUACGCCGUUAAAAUGUUAAAUAAAUCUAUGUUUGCACUCAUCAUGAUUUAAUAUCUUCAAGGCCGUCUAAUCUUCGUUCUAGCAUCUCGUUUUGUUCCUUGUGUUCCGCAAAGUUUUAAAUAUCGCGCGUAGCUUUUAUCGCGCGUAGCAUUCUUGGCUCGCUAGCGGCUCAUCGGCAUAAAGACAAUAUGCAUCAUAAUCGCCUAAAAUUUCGCUAUCAACUGCUUCUAGAGUUCCAAUUUCGUGACUAGUAUCAUUUGAUUCAUCUUGUAUAAUAUACCUAGGAAUAUAAUUGUAUUCUGAGUCACAUUAAGAACCAUGAGUGCUGGAAAACAUAUGUCUUCCCAAUAGCUUUUUAGUACUCCUUCACAUGUGAAUUCGAACUUCCGUCCCUUAAGCUACGUCACACGGGUCUCGCCCCAGACCCUUUUCCGGUUUUUUCUCGGGCGCGACAAGUUUUCGCUAAAAGCCAAUUUUUCAAGGUUUAGAGCCUCAUAUCUCGCGAAUGAAAAGAGAAAACCGAAAAAUGUUAAAGAACCUAUUAACUAACUUUUUGUCCUCUACCAAAUAUCAAAAAUAAAUUUUUGUGACAUAAGCUAAUGGCAAAUUUGUAAAAUUAAAUUAAAUUAAAUAUAUAUACAUAUGUAUAUGAAUUUCCUUCUCAUUUGCAUUGUGGACUUGGAGCAGAAGGUCUGUCAGUAAAUUGAGAUGCGAUCUUCUGUCGCUUAAAAUGAUGUUUCAAAAUAACGAGGAAAAUACGUUCACAGUCGCCCCCUCCAAAGAGGAACAUCAAAGAAGCAAAUAUGGCGCAUAUUUUGUUAUGAAAGUACUUUUGGGGGUUUUAUGUGUGCUUGUCGUUGUUCUUUUGGCUCUGGUUGCAAAGGGUUUCUCUUCCUUGAAAUCUUUAAACGAAAGGAUGAAGACCUUGGAAGAUGGAAAGUCUUUGAAACUCGAACACGGAAAAGGAGGAAGCGAACAAAAGUAGGAGAAACUUUAGGGGACUGGAGUUCUAUCAGCCACACAUUUUACUCUCGAUUUCAAUUUGCUUUUCAAAACUGACUUCCAAUGUUUACUUGUAAAUUCGGAAUGUUCGUUGUAAAGUUCCGAAGUUUGUUUCGAAGUUCAUUACGAUGAUUUACGAUGAUUCAAUAGCAAGCGAUUUGAUUGGCUGGUUCACUUAACUAGCCAAUUACAACUUACUAAACUUGAUUAUCGUAAAUCAUCGGAACGAACUUCGAAACAAACUUCGGAACUUUACAACGAACAUUUCGAAUUUACAAGUAAACAUUGGAAGUCAGUUUUGAAAAGCAAAUUGAAAUCGAGAGUAACAAAUUAAGUAUUUUCCUAUCUAAGUUUACGUCAUCAAUUUUUCAGCUCACUAUAUACAGAUCUUUACGAAAAAUGGACCUGAGAAUUGAAAUAUUUAUGCCCAAAUUUAUAGUCUAUACCAAACGUUUCAUUUCCUUAAAUUGUCGGCUGAUUCUAGCAUUUGGAAAAAUUAAUAUUAAUCCGACUGCACUUGACGUCAGGACCGCUAGGUGUUUUAAUAUGUUUCCCCCUCUAACGUUCAUGCAUUUAGCGCUUCAGCAAGGCUAAAUUCUCAGGAAUAUGCAGGUCAUAAAAUCCUCAAAGAGCAGCGUGGACCUGUCCAAAACCCUCAUUAAGUUAUAGGUAUUACGAUGAAGCAAUGUUGUUGUGACUUCUGAUUCUCUAUUUUAAGAAUUCAUAACCAGUCAAAUGAAAACGUUGGUCCAGAGAGAAAUUGCACUUCAAGCGUUACAGGUAUUCUUAGUGUUUUGUGUGAGAGGAAUAAUAAUUAUAGAAAAGCUUUCGUUGGUAUAUAGGGAUGCAAUUACGUGAAAAAUAUAUUUUCAGGUAGUUGCAUCCAUAGCAACGAAAGCUUGUUCAUAUUAUUGACACUACCUACACUAGCAAAGACAGUUCAUAUAUAGUAAUAUAGUGCUUUUUAGGGUGGCGCAGGAAGAUGCAAUCAUUAAGUGACUAGAAAGCCGCCAGCCGGCAGUUUAGUGGAGUGCCAGCUAUAUAGAUUAUAGUAUAGUUAAAGUUGAAUUUUUAUAAGAUAAACCGAUCCCAACCCUUCUCUAAUCCUAACCCCUAACCCUAACCUAACCUUUUGAGAGCUAACCUUUUUUAAGAAAACAAAAUGUUAAGUCAGACAAAACACACACACACAAACAAACCUAGGUGAAGCAUAAGCUCCUGGUAGUGGAGAAUAAGUCUUCAAUAUGCAAAAUGGUGCACAAGGAAACUGCUUUGUAGCACUUACUGUCUGCUAUAUUGAUAUCCUGACAGGUUUACCUCACGAUCCCACGGAACCUUCUACCAAGGAAUCUUGUGCAAAUGUUGGUGUGACUUACAUCCGGUGGGGGAAAACGACCUGUCCUAAUAUUACUGGAGCGACAUUGGUGUAUGAAGGUAUUAGACAACAGAAUUGUUUGAUUUGUAUCAUGUUUCUUGCAAUCAAUUCGUCUUUUUUGCAAGGGGAAACAACUACUCUUUGGAGAAUAGUGUUUUCAAAAUAUGCAGAAAAUACAAUUUCUUAAUCCUGAGGAUGACUAGAAACUAGUCGAAACGUCGAUUAAAAAUCAAAAUGUUAUUCGGAGUUACUGUUAUUUUGUAUUUUCUUAAAAUAGUGAGUGGUUCCCGUAAUUUAAACCCUUGGUUCUCGAGGAUUCCAAUUAUCUUUACCAUUUGUUUAGAAAUAUUCAAUCCCCAUGUUUUAAUAUUUCUCCAUGGCGCAUUAUUAUCUCCUUAGCCCUGAUUUAAAGGCAUGCAGGCCAAUACCCAUACAAAAAAGUCUAUAGACCUGGCCUAUAGGUUCCUAUAGGAAACCUAUAGGUUUUUAUAGGCAAUUAGAACAUUUUCUAUAGGUGACCUAUAGAAUCUAUAUCUCUUCGACGAAGGUCACGACUUAAAAUGUUCCAUGUUUUACAUGCUCUAUAAGUAAGGAGUCUGGAAUGUAACAGUUUUUGCAAAUGGUAUACAGCUAAUUCAAAAAAGGUUGUCCUUUGCAAACCUUAAACCCUAAACCUUAAACUCUAAGCGCGCAAAGCUUAAUGGGAGCACAAGUUUCAGGCUAAGAGUUGAAUAUUGCAGCUAUUUGUGAAUGAAUUGUUCUCGUAAGGAGAUAUUUACCAUGUCUCCAAGAAAUAGGCCCAUAUAUGAUUUCUAAACUGAUUAAAUGAUGCUCCCAUUAUGCUUUGCACGCUUAGAGUUUAAGGUUUAAGGUUUUACAACGGACAACCUUUUUUUGAAUUAGCUGUAUAUUACAAAUUUAAUUAAGUUCUUAUUCGUUUCGCUUCUGGUAAUUCCACAUCCUGUUAUUGUUGGUCGAGCACUUCCAUCUGUAUAUUGAUUUUGUAUAGUAGAGUUAGAUCCAAGUAUUCGUGGCAAUACGUUAAAGUUCAACUUGAUGAUCCCCAAAAAUGUUCAAUACCCAAAAUCCCAGAGCUUACUUGCCAACAAGGCACUAGAUAGCCAAACAUUACUAUUAAAUGAAAACUUUUUAUUGUGUUAUAGGUUACGUUGGGGGAUCUCAUUUUCGUAACUCAGGUGGGGGUGCUAAUUACGUGUGUCUGACACGUGAUCCCAUCUAUAACAAUACUCUAUCGGGUCGACAAGAUUAUAAUUCCCGAAUAUAUGGAGCUGAAUAUGAAUCUGGUAAAUUUGGCAUAUAUCCCGACAUCGUGCAGAACCACGACGUCCCAUGUGCCGUGUGUCACGUGACCAAACGCACCUCACAAAUUAUGAUACCAGGUCGUAACGUGUGUCCCACGGGAUGGACACGUGAAUACAACGGUUACCUGAUGGCCGAAAGGCAUAAUUACUAUCGUACAACAUAUACAUGCAUGGAUGGAAAUCCUGAUUACUCAAGUGAAACCCAUGUUAGUAAAGAUGGUGUUUUGUUUCAUUUUGUUGAAUCAAUUUGUAAUGGCUCUCUACCUUGUACGCCAUACAUUGAUGGUCAAGAGCUGACAUGUGCAGUAUGCACACUGUAAAUAUAUCCUCAACAGAUAUCAUCAGGCCUUAAAAUAUUAGUCAGAGAACAAAAUAACUUUGAAUAGGACAUGUGUAUUGUGAUGUCCGACGACUUUAAGUUCAGUUUGGUUCGGAAAUAAGUAAUGAAUGCAGACACAAAUUAAUAUCAGCACAAUUUGGAAAAAUCAUUUGAAUCUUGGCAAUGAAUUUCCGAACCCCACGGUGAAAACCCCGCAUUUGAUUACACAUUUCCAGUUCAAUUUUCAUACAUUACUCUGAUUCUCCAUUUAACAUACGAGCCUCUAGUCCUGGACUAGGGUACAUUUUGAUUGACGUUGGACAAAGUUACAGUUAGGUCGGACACCAAUACACUCGGGUCGGGCAAACAAUAAACCUCAGUUUCACUUAGGUCGGACAGAAUGUCCAGUGGUUUCCUCUCUACAUCGG
Molecule: messenger RNA, 10033 nt
Organism: Paramuricea clavata
Lineage: Eukaryota; Metazoa; Cnidaria; Anthozoa; Malacalcyonacea; Plexauridae
Source: the annotation of a GenBank genome assembly